Messenger RNA from Oncorhynchus tshawytscha (Chinook salmon), 1703 nucleotides. RefSeq names its product protachykinin-like. Lineage: Eukaryota; Metazoa; Chordata; Actinopteri; Salmoniformes; Salmonidae. The transcript is spliced from 6 exons. Bases 1216 to 1629 code for a protein of 137 amino acids. The record is from RefSeq and is a predicted model, not a curated record.
GCAUCUCUCUCAGCUGGGUAUCACACUACACUCAGUGCUGUUAGGAAAUACCAUCUGCUUGCUAUAGCCAUAUCUCUCAAGAAAAGCCUGAAGUACUCUAAGGUCACUAAAAUGUGGCUUAUAAUUGAAGAACCCAUAUGAGUGUCAGAUUUUCUGGUGCUUUGUUCAUCUGACUUCGGCCAACAUGAGGCAAUUUCACAGAGAUGUAUCCCCCCCUAUCACUCAGGAUAGUAUACCAUGGUGCACACUGCUUUCUCAAGACAGACACAAAAAUGAACGAGCCAUGUAGCAAAUCCACUUAGUUUGUUUUUUAUGUGUUUUUUUGACCUUAUGAGGUCUAUAUUGGGCUGUCCUCCUGUACAGACAGGCAUGAUUCACUAAGUCAAUUGGUGAACAGGUAAACCCUGACUGCGGAAUAGAAGGCAUUAUUUACAAGUCAUUGUUCAAAUAUGUCAGGUGCCUGCUUUCAUGCCCCCUCGCAUCAAAGAGAAAGAUCAAAAGGUCACAAAUGAGGCUGCUUUUUUCUGGCAAAUAUUGAGAUCCGGUUAUGACAAACAUGGAAAUAAGAGAAUCCAUUUUUAAAAAAGCAAAUAUUUAACUGUAAAUUGCAUACAUACAGAUCAGAUAAGAGCGCUUUCAAGACAGUGCAUUAUAGGAAAUAUGAGGCAAAUCAAUUACACAAUUUAAACACAGUUCCCAAUACAAUCAAACCCAAAGAAAACGAGUUGAGCACCAGGUAUAACUUUUAAAACCAUGGAUAAGUAGUACAAUUACAUGUUUUGUAAAUUAGAUAUUGAGCAUUAUGCAUAUCAGCAGCCCAAGUGAUCAAACUGGAGUACAGCUUGUUGCAUUUACCUCACCAUUUUUUUUACACUCAAUUAUGUAUAUAUAAGUUUGCAAAAAUCUAUUUCAUGCAACUCUUUGCAUGACGUAAAAAAUGUGCCAUAUUUCUUAGAUACUGUGUAAUAAUCGUAUGAGCUUGGGGAUUUGAUGGCAUUGAGGGGGAGGGGACAUGAGGCUGUAUGGGGUACUGUAGUAUAAAAUGCACAUUAUAUUCAGUCAGUGGAGGAUCAGUCAGAGAAGGAAUAGACACAGCCCUCUAUCCAGCUGAACAAAUAGAUAUUUUCUGAGCUCACUCAACAGCAAACGAUUAUUAUUUAAUUAAAAUAAAAUAGGCUUAUUUGAAUACAGCUUUGUCUGGUAUCAUUACACUCAAUGGAUAUUUGGAAAUUCCAGCUGGUAAUAGUUACCCUGUGUUCCCUGGUGUAUACAUGUCAGGGAUUGUCUUAUAGUGUUGACAAGGAACACUGGGUAUCCAAAGACUGGCAGCCACUGGAGAAGAGGUUGGCCAGCCAAGUGGCUAGUCUGAUUAAGAGAUCUAAAGCCCAUCAGUUCUACGGGCUCAUGGGCAAACGCUCAGAUGAUCAGCCACAGCCUAUUGGAGUGAAUAGAAGACGAAAUAAAGGGGAGAUGUUUGUUGGACUUAUGGGAAGAAGAGCAUCAAGUGGGGAAUCGUUCACAAGAAUCAUUCCAGAUGCUACAAGCACUGCGAUCGAUAUCGCCGAAGGAUCACACACACAACCAGAUUCACAAGAGGCAUGGGUCCAACUCCUGUAUGACUACAGCUAAUAAAAAAUAUUCAGAUUUAAAUGUUUACAUGAUCUAUACAAUGUUGAUAUCAACGCAGAAAAAAAAGAAACAAC